AUGUCUGAUUAAGUUAAACAAUUAAUUGAGGAAAUGAUUCCUAAUGUAAGAUACUAUAAUAAUGAUAGAUUAGAAAAGAACUAAUAAAAGAAUUGAAACCUUAAUAUGAAGCUUAAUAUAUAGAGUAAUUGAAUUAAGCAAAAUAAGAAAUGACAGGUUCACAAUUUCUCAGUAAUUAAUUAACAGAAAAAAGAAGAGAGGUUAUAAAUUACAUUUAUAAUGAUAGCUAGCAUAAUAAAUUAUGAAUUAAAUUGAGUAAGAGUUUGAAUAAGAAAAGCAAUCUUUGAUUCAUAAUGUUUCUAUAAAUUUAAGCAAAAGUAAAUCUAUGCAUUUAUUAGAAUAAUAGUAAUCAUUAAUUAUUAUGAAUAGAUUGAGAUAAAAAAUAUAAAAGGAAUAUGCAGGUUAUGUAGAUGAGGAAAUGAGAAAAAAAAUUCAUUUAAUCAAAUUAAAUUUUUAAAAAAGUUAUGAAGAAGAUAGAAUCUAGAUGAAAAAUUAAAUGACAACUGAAUUUACUGAAAAACUCUAAAUUCAUUUAGAAUAGCUUGAAUAAAGUAUUAUCCAUUUAUAGUACCAAAGCAAAAUCUUAAUUGACCGUUGAUUAUCAGAAUUAAAGAGAGAAAUUAUUAAGAAUAGAGACAGAAACAAAAUAAUUUUAAUUUUAAAAAGAAAACUAAGAAAAUACAUAUGGACAAAAGAUUUAAGAAAUUCAUGAAUAAAUUAAAUUACUUUAAGAUUAAUUAUCAUAAAUCAAAGCUUUAAAAAUUUAAGCAUAAAAACCUAAAUAAAAAAAGAAGGAAAUUUGUUAAUCUUUGUAAAAUGAUACAUAAUCUUAAUUAUCACCAUAUUAAUCAUGUAUUAAAAAUAAAAUCCUUUAAGAAUGUUUAAUUUAUGAUGGAUUGAAUAUUGCCAAUUUUGAUGAAUUACCAAAUUUAUUUCACUUUGAAAUUUAAGAAAAUAUAAUUGAUAAUAAAUAAUCAACUUAAAAUCUGAUACCAUAAUAUGAAUCAAAUCAUAUUUAAAAAUAAGAACUUAUAUAAACUAUAAAUACUUAAAUUAAUACACAUGAUAGUUAAAUAAUAUCAUUUAAUGUAUCAUAACCUUCUAUUAUUAAAAAUACUAUUAAUCAAAAUUAAAUUAAUUUAUGUUCCACUUAAUAAUAGCACUAAUAAAAUUAAUAAAUUUAAAAAUAGUCAUAAAUUUAAUAAGAAAAAGAAAAUGAUCCUUUAACAUAUAAUAAUAAUAUAUAACAUAAACCAUCAUCCUCUUUAUCCCCUAAUUAAUAAAGAAGUAGUUAAGAUUAUUAAACAAAAAAAUCUUCACUUAUUAAUUAAUCAACAAUAAUAGAGAAAUUGGACAAUCUUUGUAAAGAAAAGAUUAGAUAAUCUCAAAUAAGUACUAAUUAAAGAUAAUCAAAAAUCUUAUUACCAUAAGAUCCUUUUGAAGUGCUCUUUUAAAUUGAUUCAAAAGAUAAUUAAACAACUAGAAAUAUAAAAUUAUUAAGAAAAGAACUUUAAUCAAAAUUUUUAGAAGACAUCUAAUUAGAAGAUUAUUAUUUCUAAUAAAUUACAUUUUUUAAACUUAAUUAUGUUUAAUAAUUUCCAAAAAAUUAAUAAUCUCAAAUUUCAUAAUAAAUUUAAGAAUUAAUUUCUAUUUGGAAUAAAGGUCAUUUGUCUUUUUCUGAAAGAAUUGAUUAUAUUAAAAGAGUUAUUAAUAGUUCAAAUUCUACUUAAGAAUUAUAAUAUAUAUUAGAAGAAUGUUUAAUUUAUUAUUAAUAAAGUAUUUUAUGUUAAUAUAUAUUUAUUAGAUGAAUUAUUAAUAGAAAAACUCUAGUAACGUUAAUCAUUAAGAUCAUAGAUUUUAAAAGACAAUUAUUUAUGUUAAAAAAACAAAAGAGUUUUUGCUUUAUUAAGAAGUUUAAAUUAUGAAAUUAAAGCUUAACUAAAAUUCAAAUUCUUUUGGAGAGAAGUUGAUGUUGAUUAGAUUAUUAUGAUUGAUUAAUUUGAAUAAUAAUUAAUUGAUAGAGAAGAAAUGAAAGAAGAAAUAAAAAAGAAAGUUGAAAAAAAGUUUAAAUGA
Messenger RNA from Paramecium pentaurelia, 2073 nucleotides. The record is from the annotation of a GenBank genome assembly. Lineage: Eukaryota; Ciliophora; Oligohymenophorea; Peniculida; Parameciidae.